AUGGUCGCAAGGCUGAAACUUAAAGAAAUUGACGGAAAGGCACCACCAGGAGUGGAGUCUGCGGCUAAAUUUGACUCAACACGGGGAAACUCACCAGGUCCAGACACAAUAAGGAUUAACACCCUAGACGGUGUAACAGCAAACCCCACGCCCGAUGGAUUCAGCUACAACCCGCGCUGCCUCCGCCGCGACAUCUCCGAGAAUGCCGCCGUAUCCACACGUACCAACGCCACCGUCUCGCUGCUGACCACGCACGAUAACAUCGCCGACUUCCAGGAUUACAUGCAAGAUAUCUUUGCCCAGAGCAUCCUCUUCGCAAGCUCCGGCAACCCGGCGUGGUUGCAUCAUGCUAAUGUUGAUCGUAUCUGGUGGAUCUGGCAGAACCAGGAUCUGGCGACGAGGCAGAAUGCUAUUGCGGGGCAGACGCAUAUGGCGGGUGAUGGAGUGCCUACGACGCUUGAGGAUGAUCAGUUCUUCCAGGUUAAUGAGAAGGUGCCUAAGCUGAAGGAUCUCCUGACGACUUUGGGUGGUGCGGAUGGGGGGUUCUGCUAUAUCUAUCAAUACAGUCAUAAUCCGUUAAGUCGAUAG
Pseudogymnoascus destructans is the source of this 588-nucleotide messenger RNA. RefSeq lists its product as uncharacterized. The transcript has a single exon. The record is from RefSeq and is a predicted model, not a curated record. The coding region runs from base 1 to 588 and encodes 195 amino acids. Gene Ontology annotation, molecular function: oxidoreductase activity. Lineage: Eukaryota; Fungi; Ascomycota; Leotiomycetes; Thelebolales; Thelebolaceae.